Molecule: messenger RNA, 605 nt
Organism: Chara braunii
Lineage: Eukaryota; Viridiplantae; Streptophyta; Charophyceae; Charales; Characeae
Source: the annotation of a GenBank genome assembly
GGCUUGUGCCAUAGCGAGGGAGGGAGAAAGGACGAUACUGGUGUGAGGCUGUUGGAGAAGUCGGGCGGAGGGGUCAGGAGUGAGUCCGAGGAAGGAGGUGAGCAGAACAGCAGCGCUGUAAGGUUGAGCGAUGGCGGGGUCUUUGGCUGCCGACCUGGUCCCUCGGCCGGAGAAACUCCCCGAGGUUACACGCAUGCACAGCAUGACGGAUCGGGUGAAGGGCUCCCUCUCCGAGUACCGCAACCAGAUCAUCCUGCUCCUGUCCCGCUACGUGGCGAACGGGAAGCACAUGCUUCAGCCGCACGAGCUGAAGAAUGAGCUGGAGCGCGUUGCUGAGCUGGAGUGCUUCGCCGGCACGAAGAUCAAGGAGAGCGCUUUCGGCAAUCUGUUGCGUGCCACUCAGGAGGCUGUGGUCAUCCCUCCUUACAUCGCGCUGGCGGUGCGUCCGCGCGUGGCCGAGUGGCAGUACAUUCGUGUGAAUGUGUUCGAGCUGACGGUGGAGCAGCUGAGCCCGUCCGAGUACUUGGAGUUCAAGGAGCGUCUGAAGGCUGCUGAUGAUGCCGCCGCGCCGGUUUGCAGCGACUUCGCCACUCUGGAGAUCGACA